AAGAGUGAUGUGAGCAAAAGCAGUGUCCACUCUGUUUUUUAUAAAACCACUUCCUCCUUCCAUUCCAAUUUCUCCACCCGUUGACAUAACAACAAAUAACCCAUUAUUUCUCUCUGAAUUUAACUUACAUAUUCUCUCCGGCGAUGCAAGGCCUCCGACGCUGCUCCAACGACCUCCUCCACCUCGACUUAUCUCCCCCACCCUCUACCACUCCCUCCCCUGCCUCUCUCUCCAUCGACGUCGCCGAAUCCGCCCACACCCGUAUUCGCCGCCUCAUCUCCGAACAUCCCGUCAUCAUUUUCAGCCGUACUUCUUGCUGCAUGUGCCACGUCAUGAAGAAACUCCUCGCCACCAUCGGCGUUCACCCCACCGUCAUCGAAUUAGAAGACGACGAGAUCCACGCUCUCGCUUCUUUCUCCUCCACCACCACCGCUACUCCCGCCGUCUUCAUCGGUGGCGCCUUCCUCGGCGGGCUUGAAUCCCUCGUCGCUCUCCACCUCAGCGGUCAUCUCGUUCCUAAGCUCGUCGAAGUAGGCGCUCUCUGGGUAUGAUCAUAGUUGAAAUUACUCAAUUGCCCUUCAUUUCUAAAUUUAUCCUUGUAAUUUUAAAAAGAAAAAAUCCCUCUUAAUUAGAGGGAUGGAGAGAACAAAAAAGAAAUAAUGGAGUUAUCUAAGCUUGGUUUGGUGAAACUAAUAAUUAAGAAGAAGAAGAAGAAGAUGAAGAGGAAAAAAAAAAAAAAAAAGAAAUCUAGAUGAUGCCGGGAAAAAGUCCGGUGGGGUGGCGGCGAGUAGGGGUUUUAGAGGGUACUCGCGGGGAAAGGUAUGAGACGUGGUCGGAUGAGGAUGAAUGAAGUGAAAGGAGUGGGUGACUGAGUGGGUCCCUUAUUAAUUAUUAAGUAAUCACAACCGUUGAAUGUGUAGACUUUUGUAAUCUAUUAUUAUUCUAUUCUAUUCUAUUCCUUUCUUCUA
This is a messenger RNA of Cucumis melo (muskmelon), 968 nucleotides long. Its product is annotated as glutaredoxin-C6. The record is from RefSeq and is a predicted model, not a curated record. The transcript has a single exon. The coding region runs from base 144 to 551 and encodes 135 amino acids. NCBI's taxonomy places the organism in Eukaryota, Viridiplantae, Streptophyta, Magnoliopsida, Cucurbitales, Cucurbitaceae.